This is a messenger RNA of Suillus clintonianus, 1150 nucleotides long. RefSeq lists its product as uncharacterized. The coding region runs from base 409 to 981 and encodes 190 amino acids. The record is from RefSeq and is a predicted model, not a curated record. Lineage: Eukaryota; Fungi; Basidiomycota; Agaricomycetes; Boletales; Suillaceae. The transcript has 5 exons.
CCCCAGUUUAGCGUAUCCGAGCCUGAGAAAGGCUCGAUGUCAUGACAAUGUCAAUAAAUAAAGGUUAAUAAAAUUAAAUAGUGUGGAGAAUUCGGCCUCAAAGUUUAACAACGAACAGAUACAGAUACUCACUAACAGCGGCAGGGCCUACCUGCAGUGUUCCCGCUUACCUGGCUUGACUAGAGUUGUGAAUGAGAACAAGGUUACUUACUCAUUGUGAACAAUGAUUGACAACCGUGGUGAAUGCAGUCGGGGUUCUAAAUUUUAUUGAUUGUUUGUUCCAGGCGUGCCGCGAAUCCCCAUCUUACUCUUCCCUUUCUACUUUCACCGUAUCCUGCAGGCUUCCUCAUCCGCGUAUACCCCGACUCUCCUUGAAAACGACGCUCACACAACACGCGAAAUCACACCAUGUUCGCUACACUCUUUUCAGUCGCUCUCUUUAUCACGCUUGCCGUCCAAGGCGUAUUUGCUGAUGAUUUCACAAUCACCACCCCUAGCCUCGUUGAGUGCCAGAAUGUCCAAAUCACAUGGACGGCGUCAGGCGCUGGACCUCCCUACAAUCUUCUUGUAGUUCCCGCAGAUGACGUCUGUGGCGAGGCUAUUGUUGAUCUUGGUGACCAGACUGGCCUUUCAUUGAACUGGACUGUCAAUCUGGCUCCUAACACUCAGGCUGUAUUUUCGCUCGAGGAUUCUCAAGGAAAUGAAGCCUGGAGUGGAACUAUGACUGUGGCGGCUAGCGGUAACUCGUCAUGCCUGACCAGCACCACCCCGACCACUUCAUCUUCCAGUGCUUCCUCAACUGGCACUACCCUCACGGUUCCUGCCUCACACACGUCAUCGGCGACGGGAUCUACAUACUCUCCCGCUGGCGCUGCUAACGCGGGUGAAGUUCCCGCUUCCGGCGCCUUGUCAAUCCGCCCUCUCAGUGCAUUGACCUCCGUUGGCUCUGUACUUUUGGCACUUAUUGCCUUUGCUCUUUAACGGCCUCGAUACCCACACCUUUACGACGGGUGAUACCCCGCUGGCCGAACUUUUCAAAUUUAAAAUUAUCCUGGUGAUCGUACGAAUACCUUUAUCUUAUACACGUCCUUCCACGCACGGAGCUGGGUUUCCUUUCCUUUCUUUUUUAUAUGUGAUUUAUGGCAGGUGU